CGUGUGUUGCUGAUACAUCAAUGACAUCAAUGUAUAUAUGUGUGUACCGUAUAUGUAAACAAGAUAGGAGCGUUACACGUGAGUUACAUAAGUGACAUGUGAUUACAACUUAGUUCCAUAAUGAAAUCUGCGACAUACUACAGCAAGACCCGAAUAUUAAUAUGUACCAUCUGUCUGUCUUCUGCUAUUCUCCUAAUUAUAUUGCUGUUUCCUAAGUCGACAGAACCAUUGUAUACACCCUUUGAAGGAAACCCACAUGAUGAGGAAAUAAUGACAAGAUUGAAUCAUGAAAAAGUUAGAAUGGAUAACGAACAGAUGGUCCGUAUAAUACGGGAGCAUUUUAUAGAGCCGCCAUCAACACGACCAUAUCAACUUGACAAUCCGGAAAAGUUGGAUUUCUCCAGUGGUCAAGCUCCAUUUGUUGACAACCGACUUGGUUUCAUGGAAGGUGGGUUUUACAUAGAAUGUGGUGCUUUGAAUGGAGAAAGAAGAUCAAACACACUGUUUUUUGAACGCCACAGAAAAUGGAAUGGAGUGUUAAUAGAAGCUGAUCCUUCUAAUUAUGCCGAACUUAAAAGAAAACACAGAAAAGCUUUUACAAUGAAUGCUUGUUUAAACCCAUAUCCGUAUCCUGCAAAGCUCAAAUUCAACAAAGCAUCCAACAUGGGACGAGUAGUUCAUGAUUUGUCAGUACAGAACUGGUUGAAGCAAUGGAAACUUCAAGAAAACAUGAUAGAGGUCCAAUGCUUUCCACUUUACUCAAUACUCCUCUCUCUCAAUCAGACGACAGUUGAUUUUUUUAGUCUGGAUGUUGAAGGUGAUGAACUGAGAGUCCUGAAAACAAUUCCUUUUGACAAAGUUAAUAUUAAAAUGGUGACUGUGGAAUAUAUUAACCAACCAGGCAGUGUUGGUGAUUUAAAUGAGUUCAUGGUCGAGAAAGGAUAUGAACCAUUGAUAAAGAUGCAUAAGGAUGAUGGAACAGUGACUGAUGUUAUAUACCAGAAAAAGUCUUGAUGUGUAGGUUUAAUUAGUGAGGACACGAUGUAAUCCAUUGGAGAAAGCAUUGCAGAAUAGCCUCAAUCAAGGGAAGAAAGGCAGUGAAUAUUACAAGGCAUUUAUUUCAUUGAAGGUUCAUUGUCAUCCAGGAAUCUAUUGAUCAACUGUUAUACAUGUGUUCUAUAGGUGCUCAUGAUUCAUUCAACUUUUUUUUAUUGGAGCAGAUUUAUGUACUGACUAAGUGACUGUGACAUAUCAUUAAAAUUUUUAAUUUUUUUUUUAUUAAAAUUGUUUAAUUGU
This is a messenger RNA of Mytilus californianus (California mussel), 1296 nucleotides long. RefSeq lists its product as uncharacterized. NCBI's taxonomy places the organism in Eukaryota, Metazoa, Mollusca, Bivalvia, Mytilida, Mytilidae. The coding region runs from base 121 to 1014 and encodes 297 amino acids. The transcript has 4 exons. The record is from RefSeq and is a predicted model, not a curated record.